This is a messenger RNA of Bombus terrestris (buff-tailed bumblebee), 3176 nucleotides long. RefSeq names its product skin secretory protein xP2-like. NCBI's taxonomy places the organism in Eukaryota, Metazoa, Arthropoda, Insecta, Hymenoptera, Apidae. The record is from RefSeq and is a predicted model, not a curated record.
AUGCGAGGAACAGCAGCAGGAGCUGCAGCAGGAGCAGCAGGAGCUGCAGGAGCAGGAGGAGCUGCAGGAGCAGGAGGAGCUGCAGGAGCAGGAGGAGCUGCAGGAGCAGGAGGAGCUGCAGCAGCAGCUACAGCAGCAACAGCAGCAGCAGCUGCAGCAGCAACAGCAACAGCACCCGUACCCGUUCCCGCACCAGCGCCCAGUCCAGCACCAGCACCCGCUCCAGCAGCAGCACUCGUACUCUUACCAGCACCAACACCUGCAGCAGCACCUGCAGCAGCACCUGAACCAGCACCUGAACCAGCACUUGAACCAGCACAUUCACCAGCUCCUGCACCAGAACCAGCACCAGAACCAGCACCAGCACUUGGACCAGCACCAGCACUUGGACCAGCACUCGCACCAGCAUUUGCACCAGCACCCGCAGCAGCACCCGCAGCAGCACCCGCAGCAGCACCGCAGCAGCACCUGCGCCAGCACCAAUGCACCAGCAAAUGCUCCAGCACCACCACCAUCACCACCACCCGUUCCAGCACCACCACCACCACCCGUUCCAGCACCACCAGCAGCAGCAGCAGCACCAGCACCACCAUCAGUAGCAGCACCAGUACUACCACCAGCAAUGGCACCAGCACCACCAUCACCAGCACCACCAUCAUCAGCACCAGCACCAGCACCAGCAUCAGCACCAGCACCAGCACCAGCGCACCACCACCAGCACCAAUGCACCUGUACACCAGUGCACCAGGAUCAAUGCACUUGUACACCAGUGCACCAGGACCAAUGCACCUGCACACCGGUGCACCAGCACCAAUGCCCCAGCAAACCGGCGCACCAACAUCAAUGCACCUGCACACUGGUGCACCAGCACCAAUGCACCAGCAAACCGGCGCACCAGCACCUAUGCACCAGCAAACCGGCGCACCAGCACCAAUGCACCAGCAAACCGGCGCACCAACAUCAAUGCACCUGCACACUGGUGCACCAGCACCAAUGCCCCAGCAAACCGGCGCACCAACAUCAAUGCACCUGCACACUGGUGCACCAGCACCAAUGCACCAGCAAACCGGCGCACCAGCACCAAUGCACCAGCAAACCGGCGCACCAACAUCAAUGCACCUGCACACUGGUGCACCAGCACCAAUGCACCAGCAAACCGGCGCACCAGCACCAAUGCACCAGCAAACCGGCGCACCAGCACCAAUGCACCAGCAAACCGGCGCACCAGCACCAAUGCACCAGCAAACCGGCGCACCAGCACCAAUGCACCAGCAAACCGGCGCACCAGCACCAAUGCACCAGCAAACCGGCGCACCACCACCACCACCACUAGCACCAAUACACCUGCGCACCAGCGCACCACCACCACUAGUACCAAUGCACCCGCGCACCAGCGCACCACCACCACCACUAGCACCAAUACACCUGCGCACCAGCGCACCACCACCACUAGUACCAAUGCACCCGCGCACCAGCGCACCACCACCACCAUUAGUACCAAUACACCUGCGCACCAGCGCACCAGCACCAACACCAGCACCAGCACCAGCACCAAUGCACCAGCGCACUACCACCACCACCACCACCACCACCAACGCACCAGCACCAGCACCCCCUUGACAAACCCCACUUCGAAUGACGUCGUCGUCGCCGGUGCGCGGUGCCGCAGCCGCUGCCGCUACUACCAUUAGCAUCACCCUCUGCAAGAGUAUGACGAAAGUAGUAGAGGGAGUAACAGCACUGGUACUCUAUUCAUUUAUACAUUAACGUAGAGUUCUCUGUAGAAGAGCUGCGCAGACACACGAUCGGUAGGAGAGGAUAGUAAGCAGACUGGAGGAGAAUCGAAUAUAAUACAACCUUGGUCGGCCGUUUUUAUGAAAUGCAUAAAUAAACGAACGCGCGUUUUUACAGCGAAAGCAUAUUAAAAGUCUCCGCUUUUGUCACUUGGAUUUUUCCCUGCCGUUUUGAUAUUUUCUCUUUCCUUACUUAUCGUUUGUUUAACGUAGCCAAAGAAUAUUCAUAUUCUGAUAACGUAUUUCGCUACAUUAACAAUAAAUAUAGAUAGAUAUGAUAGGUACAGCCUUCUUUCGAGUUGCUUAUCCAGUAGUUUCUAUAGAAGAUGUUGAGUAUAACCGAAUAAAACAAAUCGAAUUGAUAAUAAGUAUCCUAUGCAUAUCGUCGCGUCGCAUUAGUUCUCAACUGAUCUAAUUUCAUUUUUAAUAGAAAUGUAGUUAACCUAUCCACAUAUGUCUCAUUGGUAGAGAGAAUAGAUAUAAAUUCAUAAUAACAUGAUGAAAGCUCUAUUUAGAAAACAAUAAAUAUUCAGUUAUUUUAAGUCCUAACUUCAUACAACAUAUAAUAUUAAACUUCAUAAAAUUCAAACUCAAUUUUCUCAUUGCCAGUUCACGAACUAAUGGAAAUGGAACAGUUAAGAAUGGCGGCAACGAUAUUAUACUAUUGAUAGAAUUAUCGUAUUUAGUUACAAAAAUAUAAUUAUAUUUACAUCUUUUGAUACAUAAAAUUUCGUUUGAGAACAUCGUUAGGCAGAUUUGCAAUGUACACAAUUCACAAAUGGAUGUCCACCAUUUGUAAAUUUAUUUUCAUUGUUCACUAUUGAUCGUUUUGGCAAUGACUUUAUAUUAUCGUAGCAGUUAUUUUGUCCUACAUAUUCAAAAAAAAAAUGUCCAAUCUAUCCGACUGUUAUAUAUCGUUUAUUCGGUACGAGAAUAUACAAAUUUGUGCUACUGUGGUAUCAGAGAACAAAACUAAAUUACAUAAAGUAAGUAAAUGACAGAGUAUAUUCCUAACCAAUCUAUUGUAUAUGUAUUACUAGUAAAAAUUAUUAAUCUGUUUUAGUACUAUACUCCACAGUACGUCCUUUAAAAUGAAAUAACUUCUUUAAAAUGGGACCAAACGAUUUAAUUCUCUUUCUUUCUUGAUAAGUUAGGAGGAUUAAUUUGCUGAAUCAUUCAGUGUAAAAAGAUGUUCAAAAAAUUGCAAUUAGAUUAGAAAAUCGCGAAGAAACGAUAACGCUGGCUUUCUACAACUUCUUGAUCUGAGCCUAUUAAGAAAAUUUAUACGAUACAGUUUGUAAAUUUAUAUAUGUUGGAGAUGAAAGGACACCGAAGCCUUCCUUUUGGAACUUUGCGAAAAUCCCCUAACAUUAUAAUCUAGAU